Molecule: messenger RNA, 3492 nt
Organism: Maniola jurtina (meadow brown)
Lineage: Eukaryota; Metazoa; Arthropoda; Insecta; Lepidoptera; Nymphalidae
Exons: 3
Coding region: 639-2693 (684 amino acids)
Source: RefSeq, a predicted model, not a curated record
AAGUAACAAAGUUCUCCUGUAGUGCACAGUUUACAGGCUCACAGCACUAGUACCUCUCUCUUAGUGGUUCCAGGUUUUACUACCAAGCUUAUAACAGGUUACACGGAGUUCGUUUAGGUUUAUAGUACACCUGUUCCUAUAAGUUGACUUAUAGUCAUGUAUAGAACGAAAUUAUAGGCGCAGUAAAGGCUAAGAAGGCCUAUAAAAGUGUUGUAUAGGUGUAAAUACACUUGAGAAAACUUGCUCCAGUAAGUUACACUUAUAAUUGUCUACAAGAAGUAAUUAUAAAUCCGCUAUAAGUGUCUUAAGCCAGUAAUAGUAAUUUAUAGAACUAAAUACACUUAGAACCAUUUGCAUUUGUUACUUGACCUUGUAGGGGUUUAUAAGUCAACUUUACGUGCCAAUUAUAAGUGAAUUCUACAAUGGUUUCCUCUAAGAACGUACGUGGUAUUAUUGUGGACUCUCGAAUGCUGUUAUAGUCUUAAUUUCUAUGUAAAGGUUUCUUGUAAAACUAUUAGUGUCCAAAGAUAUCUUCGUGAAGUCCAUUUAAGAAGACAAUUGCUUUUAAUGUUUAUCGCAUCUUCACGGCCAUUUUGAUUUCUUUUGAGUCAUUGGGUUUUUAUUAAAUUAUUAUAAAAAUGGAUAUAAACAUAUGGAAGCGGUUAAAAAAAAGCGGUUCAUAUAAAAGGAAAGUGCAGAAAACAUACCAACAAAUGAUAAGUGUGCCGAGUACUAGAUUUACAUCGAGCCAAGAACGUUCUGUAGAAGAUGGUGAGGGUUCCGGACGAAAUAAUAAUUUUCAAGAUAUUAGUCCAGGAGUUAGUAGUGGCGUUUCGGUACAAAACAAGGUUUUACCCACAACAAGUGAUUUAGACUCGGACGAUGACGAGGAAUAUAUUUGUGACAACUCUGAUUCUGAGCAGGAAGAUGAAGAUGACUGCUAUUCAACAUACGAGGAGAAUAAUAAACUACGUAGUAACCUUAGUAAAUGGGCAGUAGAACACAAUAUUCCACAUGUGGCGUUAAAUUCAUUAUUAAAAAUUUUAAAUAUAAAGUUGAAAAAUAUCCUCCCUAAUGACGCACGAACUCUUCUACAAACAAACAAGGCAAAUGUGGAUAUUAUUUGUUCAGCUCCAGGGGAAUAUUGGCAUAAUGGUCUGAAAAAAUGUUUAAAAAAUAUUGUUGAAGAGCUCUCUGUCCCACCUGAUAAAAUUUCUUUAAAAAUAAACAUUGACGGCCUUCCAGUGUUUAAAAGUUCUAAGUACCAGUUUUGGCCCAUUUUAUGUUCAGUAUCUGAAAUUCCACUGCCGCCUUUUGUCGUAGGUAUCUAUGCUGGUGAUGGAAAGCCUAAAGAUCUUGACACUUUUUUGGGACCUUUUGUAACAGAAAUGCAGCAACUUCAAGAGGGACUUAAAAUAACAGACAAAUCACAAAGAGAAAAAAUAAUACAUGUCAAAUUAGGAGCAUUCAUUUGCGAUUCACCUGCAAGAGCUAUGAUAAAAGGUGUAUCGAACUUUAAUAGUAAACAUGGAUGCCUUAAAUGCACGGUGGUCGGGGAAUACUCUCACAAAUCAAAUACUGUGACAUUUCCCCAGUUUAAUUGCCCCAAAAGGAAUGACCAAGACUUUCGUAAAAAGAAAUACGGGCAACACCACAAGUUAGACUCGCCGUUACUCAAACUCAACAUUGAUAUGAUUGAAGAUUUUCCGGUGUCAGAUUCGCUGCAUCUCAUUGACCUGGGGCUUAUGAAAAGAUUACUAAUAGGAUGGCGUGAUGGCAAUUUUGGUAUUUAUCUAACUAAAUGGAGUGCUAGCGAUAUAGCUAAAGUUGACAAUUUCUUAAAUGAUUGUGAAAUGCCUACAGAAAUACAUCGGUCAGUUAGAUCACUGGACAUUUUAAAACACUGGAAAGGUUCAGAGUUUCGUAGUUUUCUUUACUACCUUAGCUUGGUGAUUCUUAAGGAGGUCUUAAAAGAAGAAGCUUAUACACAUUUCAUGCAUUUCUUUUGUGCUAUCACAAUCUGUUCGAUCGAAAAACAUUUUAAAUUCCUUCAGAUUGCUGAAGAAAUGUUGGCACAUUUUACAGAACAGUUCAAAAGAAUAUACGGUAAAGACUAUGUGACAAGUAACAUUCACAAUCUCUCACAUUUAGUUGACGAGGUUAAAAAAUUCGGGACUCUGCAAAAUUUUAAUGCCUACGAAUUCGAAAAUAAACUUCAACAUUUGAAGCAUAUGGUAAGACAUGGAAAAAAGCCACUACGUCAAAUUGCAAGGAGAAUCAUUGAAAGGGAUUUAGUUGAGUUAAAUAGUCUAACAACAGAGAACAACAAAUGUCCAGUUAUAAAGAAAAAUGUUUUAUGUUUAAAUUCAUUUAUAUUAUCAAAAAAGAAACAAGACAAAUGGUUUCUCACUAAUGAUAAUCACUUGGUUGAAUUCAUAUCAUUUUAUAUUAAAAACAAUAGUCAGACCCAGGAGCAAGAUAUAGAAAUACGUGGUUUUGUUGUGCAACAAACUCAAGAUGCAUUUGAAAAGCCACUAAAAUCUUCUUUUUUAAACAUUUAUCAGUGUGAUAAUGAUGAAUUACAUCGCAACAGAGAGGCCGAUAUUUUCAAAAUUUCAAUUAUUAAGUGUAAAAUGGUGAGUAUUUUGUAUGGUAGGAAAAUGUUUUUCAUACCUUUGUUACAUACUCUGUAAGUGAACAUAAUAAAAGUCUGUAAUAAUCAAAAUUAAAGUUUUAUUAUUUCAAUAACAAUUUUUUUUAUUACAAUAAUCUUAAAGCGAGACCAAAAUCAAUCUUAAAAGGUAUAAUCAAUGAGGUAAUCACGUUCCUUUCCUUUAGCAUAUUGACAAGAAACAGUCACAAUCAUUUAUCACAAUUACAAGUCCUUCAGUAUCUUGUGUAUCAAAUACUUCCUUUCCUUUAUUUAUGCUUACAUAUAGAUAAAAAUAAAUAUAAUUUUUGACUAACCAAACGUGACUUUAAAAUUAAUAGCCAAAAUUCGUCAGAUUACUAAGUUAUGCUAACGAAAUACUCUAUAGUUGUAGGUUAAACAAAAAAAGUUAAAAAAUUUAACAUUAAAAAAUUAUGUGCUUAAAAAUUAAUGAACAAAACUCACAAUUCCAACAAAUUAAAAAAAAUAUACAAAACUAUGGUAAAAACAGCAUUUGGCCUAGGUUGGGCCCGGCCUACCUACAACUUUUUUGUGAAAAGUCGCAGCCAUUGAUGGAACUUCCAUAACUCGAUAGUUCGCUUUAAUACAAAUUGAAACUAAAGAGUGAUAAAAUCUCACAUUUCCAAGGUAAAGGCUGUCAAAAGUUUCAAAACUCCAAUAUUAGAACGUUUGAUGGCCUGUAUCUCGGAAAUGUGACACUUUAAGAGAUUUUAUCACUCUUCAGUUUCGAUUCGUAUUGAAACAAUCUAUCGAUUUAUGGAAGUUCCAUCAAUGGCUACGACUUUUCACAAGAAAAGUUGUAGGUGGGACGCAACCCCUCA